AUGACACACUUUAGUACAAUAGAAGAAGAGGCACUAAUUUAUGGUUGGGUCAUAGCAAGCAACGAUCCGAUUCAUGGAAAAGAUCAAAAAGGUGCAAUAUUUUGGGGAAAGAUAAUGGAAGAAUACAAUAAAAGAAAAGCUCAUAAUGGUGUCGAAAGAGAUAGAAAGGCAUUAAGUUAUCGUCGUGGAAGAGAGAAUUAUGUAGCAACGACUAAAAAACAAUGGACGCACGAAUCGAUUUUUCAGAUCCUGAAGACUUAUCAACCAGAUUACAAUCCAGCGGUGAAUAAUGAUGAUGGAGUCGGUACUUCUACUCAACCUAGUCAACAUACUCAAGCUACUGAAGAAAAUGAAGUUGAUAAUUUGGAUGAAGAAUUUCAAAAUAUGGCAAGGUUUGGUAGCUCUUCAUCUACUCAUAAUUCUAAAACCUCGGACAUAUCAAAGAGAAGGCGUUAUUUUGAACAAACAGAUGACGUUAGAAGUGAAGGGAGAGAUCAAGCAAAGAAAAGGGCUCGUGAGGCUAAAGCAUCGCAUAAAUCAGAUGAAAAAUUGGAUAAACUCAUCGAACUUCUUGAAAACGCACAAACACAAAGAAUGGCAAAAUAUGAAACAGAGGAAGAGUAUCUGAAGAAGGACAUGGAAAACUCUUCAAUUUUGGCACAAACGCAGCAAAGAGAAUCGGACAUGAAGAUCCUACGUCAACCCUUGGAUGAAUUACAAGAAUGGGAGAAACCCGUCUACAAAAUAUGGAAGAACGAGAUUUUAUCCCGUCAUGGAUUACCACUUAUCCCCUAA
Molecule: messenger RNA, 795 nt
Organism: Papaver somniferum (opium poppy)
Lineage: Eukaryota; Viridiplantae; Streptophyta; Magnoliopsida; Ranunculales; Papaveraceae
Exons: 2
Coding region: 1-795 (264 amino acids)
Source: RefSeq, a predicted model, not a curated record